AUGUUUCCAUGGCACCCAAGUUUGGCUUCUAGUCACCAUUUAAGGGCUUGUAUUCAUAUAUAGAAAAGGCACGUGCUGUUCGGGAUCGAUACUUAAACGCGUAAUUGGUGAGUGUCUGAAGGUGGCCAUGCACUACAGUGAGCAGAUACAGGGUAGCACCGCCAAACUGACGCAGUAACCCGCAUCAAUAAGAGCCUCUGACAGGUCUGUUCAGUCAGUGUGCCCCACAUGGUCGCCGAUUUUGGAGUAAAGCAAAAGAAAGAAAAAAAGGAGGAGCUGCUGUUGGCCAGGCGGUGACAGACGCCGGGGGGUGGACGACAAAACCAAGGUGAUGCAACUUCCAAUAAGCCAAAACUGGCGGAAAAACUUGUACACAGUGCAGAGUGCGACCAGGUGGCAGGAUCACCUCUACACGGCCAGAUCUCCUAACGACCGGCAAAAGAAAAACAUAGAAAAGUUUCUGGAUUAGGGCAGAAUUAGCACAAAGCAGCGACGCCACUUCAGCUACACUUGCAAGCAGCACAGAAGAAGGGGGGACAGAGACGGAGAGAGCGACGCGACGGGGGUGAAGACGCUCCAGCGAACCUCGACCACCUCAGAAAACUCCAAACUUUGCUGGGCGAGAGGCAGACGAGUCCAUCCCAGACACAGGGAGAGAGAGAGAGUGCGCGCGCGCGAGAGAGAGAGAGAGGCAGGGGAUCUUUGCCGACGAGGUCCUGAAGGAUGGAAGAGAAGCAGUUUGCUGGGAUCCUGAACGGAGCAGUUCCAGGAGAGCCAGUGAAGAAGGAUGAAAACUCCCGGAGAGGGAACUGGGGAAACCAGAUUGAGUUUGUCCUCACCAGUGUGGGCUAUGCUGUGGGCCUGGGCAAUGUCUGGAGGUUUCCAUACCUCUGCUACAGAAAUGGAGGAGGUGCCUUCAUGCUGCCAUACUUCAUCAUGCUUGUGUUCUGUGGCAUUCCACUCUUCUUCCUCGAGCUCUCCUUUGGUCAGUUUGCCAGCUUGGGCUGUUUGGGGGUUUGGAAGAUCAGCCCCAUGUUUAAAGGCGUGGGCUACGGCAUGAUGGUGGUGUCCACCUACAUUGGGAUAUACUACAAUGUGGUCAUUUGCAUUGCCUUCUACUACUUUUUCUUGUCCAUGACAAACCUGCUUCCAUGGACUUACUGCAACAACCCGUGGAACACGCCAGACUGCAGCGGUGUCGUUAGCAGUUACCAGUUGAACGCUAGCCUGGCAAAUGCUACCAGUAGCUUGGUAGCUGGGGUGUCUGAGGUAGUGAACCGGACCAAGAGGACCAGCCCAAGCGAGGAGUACUGGAAACACUAUGUGUUGAACAUCUCUGAUGAUAUUGGGAACUUUGGAGAGGUCCGUCUCCCUAUCCUGGGAUGCCUGGCUGUAUCCUGGGCUGUUGUCUUCCUCUGUCUCAUCAGGGGCGUUAAAUCCUCUGGAAAGGUGGUGUACUUCACAGCCACAUUCCCUUAUGUUGUUCUGACUAUCCUCUUCAUCCGUGGCAUCACCCUGGAUGGAGCCAUCAACGGCAUCAAGUACUACCUGACUCCACAGUGGCAGAAAGUCCUUGAUGCAAAGGUGUGGGGAGAUGCCGCCUCACAGAUCUUCUACUCCUUGGGUUGUGCCUGGGGUGGUCUCAUUACCAUGGCUUCAUAUAACAAGUUCCACAACAACUGUUUCAGAGACAGCAUCAUCAUCAGUAUAACCAACUGUGCCACCAGCGUUUAUGCUGGCUUUGUCAUUUUCUCCAUCCUGGGCUUCAUGGCACACCACCUCAACGUCCCCGUGUCAGAGGUGGCUGACCACGGUCCGGGGCUGGCCUUUGUGGCCUACCCAGAAGCCCUCACUCUGCUUCCAAUCUCGCCGCUGUGGUCGCUGCUUUUCUUCUUCAUGCUCAUCCUUCUGGGACUGGGAACUCAGUUCUGUCUGCUGGAGACCUUAGUGACGGCCAUCGUCGAUGAAAUUGGUACAGACUGGAUCAUCAAGAACAAGACCGUAGUCACGCUGUCAGUGGCCAUAGCUGGUUUUCUACUGGGAGUGCCGCUAACGACACAGGCAGGAAUCUAUUGGCUUUUACUGAUGGACAACUAUGCUGCCAGUUUCUCUUUGGUCAUCAUCUCAUGCAUCAUGUGCAUCUGCAUCAUGUAUAUUUACGGCCACAGGAACUACUUCAAAGAUGUAGAGAUGAUGCUGGGCUUCCCUCCUCCUCUCUUCUUCAAAGUCUGCUGGAGAUUCAUCUCGCCUGUGAUUAUCUCUUUCAUCCUGAUCUUCACAGUGAUCCAGUACAAACCCAUUACUUACAAUGACUACGUGUAUCCCGGCUGGUCCUUGGCUAUUGGCUUUGCCAUGGCUCUGUCCUCGGUGGUCUGCAUACCCAUCUACGCCCUCUACAAGAUCUCAAAGUCACCAGGAGCUACCUUUAGAGAGAGGUUGAAGGCAGCGUGCCGAGCGCAUCCAAAGUGGGGUCCUGCCCUCCAGGAGCACCGGACAGGCCGCUACGCCCCUAUGGCCUCCGAAGACACUGUGGAGGCCCGUCCCUUAAAGGAGAGGGAUGAGCUGAAGGAAGAACAAAAGGAGAAGGAGAAGGAGGAGGGAAAGGAGAAGGAGAGGAAGGAUGAGAUUAGCCUCACCAUCCAGGGAAGCAACGGCUCCACCAACACACACAACAACCCCAACCCCAGCGCAUAGACGGCACUCCGCUCUAUCGGCAUCAGGGGGCAAAAGCCUCACACCUUUCCCUUUUCCUCCCUUCUCCUUCAUCCUCAACCCCACUUUCCCACAGUCCUCUGUGGGGGAGAUCCCAUUCACUGGAGACCUUUACAUAUUGUAAGGGCUUAUUAUAUCUAUCCUAACCUCUUCUAUCUAUCUGUGUGUUGUCUCCACAUAAGUGCAGAAAAACAAAAUGAAAGGAAGAAAAAAAGAAAAAUUGGCUCAUCACCCAAAAGGUUUGUGCGU
This is a messenger RNA of Pundamilia nyererei, 2961 nucleotides long. It is a transcript of the gene slc6a9, whose product is annotated as solute carrier family 6 member 9. The transcript has 14 exons. Gene Ontology annotation, cellular component: plasma membrane. Gene Ontology annotation, biological process: neurotransmitter transport; nitrogen compound transport; amino acid import across plasma membrane. Gene Ontology annotation, molecular function: amino acid:sodium symporter activity. Lineage: Eukaryota; Metazoa; Chordata; Actinopteri; Cichliformes; Cichlidae. Bases 724 to 2694 code for a protein of 656 amino acids. The record is from RefSeq and is a predicted model, not a curated record.